This is a messenger RNA of Nematolebias whitei (Rio pearlfish), 1249 nucleotides long. RefSeq names its product lipase member H. Lineage: Eukaryota; Metazoa; Chordata; Actinopteri; Cyprinodontiformes; Rivulidae. The transcript is spliced from 8 exons. The record is from RefSeq and is a predicted model, not a curated record. Gene Ontology annotation, molecular function: lipase activity. The coding region runs from base 1 to 897 and encodes 298 amino acids.
AUGUGCCUCAAAACUGGGAUGAUCAACUGGUGGCUCAUGGGCCACUUCAAGUUCAUUGAAGGAGGGGUCCCGGCCUGUGGGGGUCUGGAUGCUGCUGGGCCGCUCUUCAAUGACAAGCCUCCAGAACAUCGACUGGACCCGACAGACGCUCAGUUUGUAGAUGUGCUGCACACAGACAUAGAUGCUCUGGGAUACAGGAAUCCUCUCGGUCAUAUCGAUUUCUACGCUAAUGGAGGAACAGACCAGCCUGGCUGUCCUAAGACCAUCUUUUCUGGGGGAUCCUAUUUUAAAUGUGACCACCAGAGAUCAGUGAUGCUUUUUCUCGACACCGUGGACAGAAAAUGUUCCUCCAGGGCAUUUCCCUGUUCAUCCUAUGAAGACUUCCUGGAUGGAAAAUGUCUAAACUGUGACCACUUUGGGGAAGCUGGGUGUCCUUUCUUUGGCUAUGACGUAAUACUGUGGAAAGACGUCCUGCUGAAAUCGACCCAAGCUAAAUACUACUUGACUACAAAUAAACAAUCUCCGUUUUGCAGGACAAACUACAAGGUUGAUGUAAUGAUCUGGAACAAGUCUGAGCGCUGGGGGUACAUCACCGUUAAACUCUACGAUGGCGAGAAAGAAGCCGUGGCAACAAUUGAUCACAAAGCCUCAGAGUUCAGGAGGUUCACAGAGACUGGACUGCUGGCUCAGUUUGACAGAGACAUUCAGUCGGUGAAGAAGGUCUCCAUCGUGUUCUCCACCGGGCAGGUGUUGCAGCCCAGACGGACCCUUCGGAUCCUCAGAGUUCGCCUCACGCACCUGGAGCACAAGAAGGCUCUGUGUCGAUACGACGUUCUUCUCCAAGAAAACACAGAGGUCACCUUCAGGCCUCAUCCCUGUGAAGAGUCCCAGUUCUGAAACCGAACCUGAGCCAGACCUCACUCAGGACAGCAACGCAGCAUCAUGCGUGUAUUUACAGACUGUUAUUAUCACGUACUAAAAUGUGAUUUGUUCCUUAACCUCCUGGAAUCCCUGUCCUCAUGUGAGGGCUUUUUUUUUUAUUUUACAUUUGUAAAUUACCAAUAUUUCAAAAACAAUAUACAUAUUUUAUGUCUGUGAGUUCCUAAUAAUCCAAACAACUAUUGAAAUUUUAAAAAAUGCACACCAAACACACACUCGGGUCUCAGGAGGAGAAGCUGUACAGAUUUAUUUUAAACAGAAUAUAGUAUUUUGUUUAUACUGUAUGUUGUAUAUUAAUGUUUUAAAACGA